Procambarus clarkii (red swamp crayfish) is the source of this 2593-nucleotide messenger RNA. It is a transcript of the gene Trm1, whose product is annotated as tRNA methyltransferase 1. Gene Ontology annotation, molecular function: RNA binding; tRNA (guanine(10)-N2)-methyltransferase activity. The record is from RefSeq and is a predicted model, not a curated record. Gene Ontology annotation, cellular component: nucleus. Lineage: Eukaryota; Metazoa; Arthropoda; Malacostraca; Decapoda; Cambaridae. Gene Ontology annotation, biological process: tRNA N2-guanine methylation.
UUUGACGCCAUCAUAAUACUUCGGUCUUGACACCUUGUGGGUGCUCGUCUCAGGGGUACAGAUGGAGAAGCCUGUUAGGCCAGUACAACAAGAAGCCAGGAACUUAUGAACUAGAGUUAUAAAGACUGCUGGACCUGUGCCACAAGCAAGAGACUGGUGAGCUGGUGUGGGAACAAACCAAGGACCACUGAGCUAGUGUUACAAGGACCAUUGGACUAGUGCCACAAGGACCACUGAACUAGUGUCACAAGGACCACUGAGCUAGUGCUACAAGGACCAUUGGACUAGUGCCACAAGGACCACUGAACUAGUGUCACAAGGACCACUGGGGUCGUGCCACAAGGACCACUGGAUUAGUGCCACAAGGACCACUGGGCUAGUGCCACAAGAACCACUGGCCUAGUGCCACAAGGACCACUAGACUGAUGCCAUAGGGACUUCUUGACUAGUAUUGCAAAGGACUUCUGGACUGGUCCCACAAGGACUUUCGGGCUUGUGCCACUGGAACGUUCAGUCUGGUGCCUCAUGCAGGUACCCAAGCUGAUCAGAUUGAGAUCUUUAAUCAAACAAUUAAUAAGCAUCAAGUUUCCAAGAAAGAUGGCCACCAGAGAGAGUCUGGAAGCAGGAAGUAGUGUUGUGUCUGAGACUGAAGCCACGGAGGAGGUGUCGUUUGUUAUUGACAAACGACCUUUCACUUCAGUAAGCGAAGGAAAAGCGGAAGUUCUUUUUCCAUCAUCACAUGAUGUGUUCUAUAAUCCAGUACAAGAAUUCAACAGAGACUUAAGUGUGGCUGUGUUGAGGAUUUUUGCUGCAGAAUUCAAGAAACUGGAAAGAGAAAAGAAAUAUCAAGCGGAGUUGAAAGAAAAGAAACUUGCUCAGAAGAAAUCAGAUUCAGAAACUUCACUAGAAACUCCAAAUGCAGAAAAUGAUCCCUCAGAUGACAAAGAAUUGGCCAAUAAAAUAGUAGUACCUGUAUGUGAAGAUGAGAAGACUUCAAUUCUGCCUCCGGGAAUCAAGGAUGAAGAUGGUAUCCGCAUCUUGGAAGGUUUAGCCGCUUCGGGCUUGAGAUCCAUUCGUUAUGCCAAAGAAGUUGGAGGUGUGAAAGAGAUUAUUGCCAAUGAUAUAUCUAACCAGGCUUUGGAAUGUAUGAAGACCAACAUUGACCACAAUAAAGUUGGGGAUAUUGUUAUCCCAAGCCACAAUGAUGCCAGUAUGGUAAUGUAUCAGAACCGCGAACUCAGCCGAAGAUUUCAUGCAAUUGACCUGGAUCCCUACGGCUCUCCACACACUUUCCUGGAUGGGGCGGUGCAGAGCAUCGCUGAUGGAGGCAUUCUUCUGGUGACGUGUACAGACAUGGCUGUACUGUGUGGCAACUCCCCAGAGACCUGCUACUCUAAAUAUGGUGCUUUGUCUAUCAAGAGCAAAGCUUGCCAUGAGAUUGCUCUGAGGAUUGUCUUGCAAUGUAUAGAGUCACACGCCAACCGCUACGGCCGAUACAUUGUUCCACUUCUCUCCAUGAGCGCUGACUUUUAUGUCAGGGUUGUAGUGAAGGUGUUUACCAGCAGAGUUAAAUGCAAGGAGACUUUCUCUAAGGUGUCAUGGUUAUAUCAGUGUGUGGGAUGUGAGACUCGAACUCUGCAGCCAUUGGGUCGCAUUGUCAUCAAUGGUAAAAGUGUGAAAUACCAGCUGUCCUCUGGUCCCCCUGUAGCAGAGGCUUGUUCUCACUGUUCUCACAGACAUUUAGUUGCAGGGCCGAUAUGGUCUGCACCUAUUCACGAUAAAGAUUUUUUGAAAUCUUUGAAAGAAUCCUUGGUCGAGGAGGACUUUUCCACUUUCCGACGUAUGUAUGGGAUACUGACAAUGAUGGAAGAAGAGCUACAAGAUAUACCACUGUACUACGUUUUGGACAAAUUAUCUAAUAUUGCAGGUAUCAACCCCUGCAAGAUGGUACAGUUCCGAUCUGCUUUACUCAAUGCUGGGUACCGUGUGUCCAUGUCUCACACGGACCAAGCCAGCAUCAAAACGGAUGCCCCACCGCAGGUUGUGUGGGAUAUUGUCCGAGCUUGGGAAAAGCUGCGUCCUGCCAAUAGAGCAAAGAUGCCUGAUGACAGAGCAGGGAAAAGAAUAUUGGAAAAAGAAAUUCUAACAAAGAUAAGUUUUGAUCUCCACCCAGAAGCCAAGCCUGAAUCAAAGAAGCAAGAUUUGUUACGCUUUCAGGUUAAACCCGAAAAAAACUGGGGACCGAAGGCUAAAGCAAAAACCAGCCUAUUCAAUGGUGAUCAAGAGGAGAAGCGGUCACGUAAUCAAGGAAAGAAAAGAAGAUGUCAAAACGGUGAUAAGCCAUUACCAAAUAAAAUGACAAAAAGUGGCAAUAAUCAGAUAAGUGAUAGCUGAUUUGUUUGUCAAUUAUGACUUAAAUCAGCAAUACUGUAGAUGUUAGAGAAAAUCCUCCAAUAAACAAUCAUGAAUGUUACUGACAGCUUCACUCAAUGGGAUAAUUAAGAAACUCACGUGAAGAAAAUUGAAUUUAAAUGUUUAAAAUAAAUUUAUAUAAAUUUUAAAUUUUGCAUGGGAAAUAUAUAAUUAUUUUCCA